Hippoglossus stenolepis (Pacific halibut) is the source of this 2906-nucleotide messenger RNA. Its product is annotated as zinc finger protein 692. NCBI's taxonomy places the organism in Eukaryota, Metazoa, Chordata, Actinopteri, Pleuronectiformes, Pleuronectidae. Gene Ontology annotation, cellular component: nucleus. The coding region runs from base 211 to 1467 and encodes 418 amino acids. The record is from RefSeq and is a predicted model, not a curated record. The transcript has 2 exons.
GACCACGCCCCAUUUCCUGUUGCUAUUGUAUUUCACUUCCAUGUUUUUCUCCUUUAACAUUGACGCUCAUGUAAAGUGUGACAGUCGCGUCGCCUCCCACCGACUUAUAAAGUUACUUUGACCGCCUCCCCCCCCACCCUCCUCUCCCUCCCCCGGGUCCGGUCCUCGUCGCCACAGCCGGCAGAGGCGUCUCAGCGCUGCGGGGGAACCAUGGCCCACUGCGCGGCUUUCCAGAGCAAGUUAACCUCGGUCAUGGAGCAGCUAGCUCAGGCGGCCGUGCUGGAGAUCAGCCGCCUGUGGGAGGACGGCUUCGCCCUCGUCCAGGUCGAGCUGCGCCGGAGACAGAGCGAAAUCGAAGCCCUGAACAAAAAGUUGAUGCUGAUGGAAAACGAGCGACUGGCUGUGUUGACUCAGACCACAAAUAUGACCUCCUCCUCCUCCUCCUCCUCUUCGUUCUCCUCCUCCUCAGCAUCCUCCUCCUCCUCCUCAUCAACACCUUCUUCUUCUUCCAGGAGAGAGCAGCACAACAAACUGCUGCUGCCCACAGGUGAAGGCCCUAUUGCAGACUCAGUCCAGGCCUUGUGUCCGGAUCCGGUUGUCAGAGAGAAGGCUGAUACCUCAGCUCAUCACACGCCACCACCACCUCCAGCCGCUCAGACAGAGGAGAUGCAGUGUGAGCAGCACAGGCCUUACCUCUGUCAAACGGACGACAUGGACGACGAGGACUUGAUCGUCAAGCUGGAGGAUGAGGACGAUGUCCAGAUUGUGGAACAGAUAGUGGACUCUGAUCACAGCGUUAGCGACGGAGCCAGUCACCACGAGAGGGAUCCUAACCCCCAACCCGCCGAGGUCCUGGAAGAGCCAGAGAGCCAGCCGUGGACGUCUGUGACAGUGGCCGACAGCGACUCUGCCGAGGACUCGGACUGCCUCUUUGAACCGAAGCAGCUCUCGCAAAAUCUGGACUCGGAAAUCCUACUCAUUCAAAAUGCCUUGGACAUCUUUGAUAACUCCGCAGAGACGGCGUAUUCGGACAGGUUCAUGAGGGAUGAUGGACAAGGUGCAUCGAGCAAAUCGAGGGCUCCUCUGACUUUUAGCCAACCUCAGCUCAGUCAACCUCGAGAAGCAAUAAAUCUCCCGGAAAGAGGAGUGUCCAUCAGAUUCCUCUCAGAGAAACAACAACAAACGAAAAACGUGUCGACUUUUAACUCCGACAGCCGGUUGUUCCUCUUAAAUGACCCAGAGUUCCAUAAAACUAUGGCGAGUCGCCGCAUUAAGGAGAAAUGGUUCAUCUGCCCGUUCUGCGGCAAGAGCUUCGACCGUAUCAGCCACCUGGAGAUUCACCAGCGGAUUCACACGGGGGAGAAACCGUACACGUGUGAUAUAUGUGGCAAGUGUUUUUCUCAGAGGAGUAACCUCCGCACUCAUCAGCGGACUCACAAAGAAACUUUAUCCCAAAACGCAAUUUGAUUUGAUGUAUUUUGAAGAAAAAAAAAGAGAAAAAUCAAGAAUGAUCUUUGUGGCAUUUCUGUCUAGAUGAAUUAACAAAUUAUCUUUAUAUUUUGAUAUUACUGAAAGGUAAUGUAGCUGACUGAUAUGACUGUGCACUCACUUAAAAAAAAAAGUUGUAACCUAGCUUUGUUAUUUUUAAACUCAAGUGAGCAAGCAGAUUUAUAAAAACACGCAGGGGUCUCCAGCUGAGCAUUUUGACUUCUUAAAGGUCCAGUGUGUAGGAUUUCAGGGGUUCUAUCUGCAGAUAUAAACUUUAAUAUUUAUAAGGUUUGCCUUAAUAUUAAGCAUCUGAAACUAUUGCUGUGUUUUGGGUAUCUUAGGAUUGUGUAUAUAUAUACAUAUAUAAGGAGUGGGUGUGCCGUGUUGCUCUGCCGUCUUUCCAUCAAUCUCUGGCUAUUGAGGGGACCUUUAUUUUUCUUGAAGGCCACCUUACAAGCCGGGGAAGGGAGCGUGAGACAAAGGGUGUUGAACUGGUUGCAGUCUGAAUCAUUAGAUGCCACUAAAUCCUACACACAGACCAUUUUAAGGUUAUAGUAAAUGACACAAUUUGUUAUUUAAUACCUGGCCGAUUGAAAUGAGUCACUGUGGCUCAGAAUACUGUUCUCGACAACUAAUUUACCUUUCGAUUGAAUGUAUAUUUAAAUUUCGACUCGUCUAAAAGCAAGAAAACAACCAGAAAACAUUCAAAAUUGAGCCGUAUGUCAUGAGAUCACAGCAUCUGUGGGAAAAAAUGAUGUCGUACUCCAUUUUGAGUGGCUAACGUUAGCAGCACCAGCCGCCUUCUGUCCAUUUAACAGAGUUGUACUCUGUUGUCGUCUAUUAUUUCUGGUGCUGACUAGCAGAGGUAGCCUGGUUUCAUCACGAAGUCGACUUAUCGAGCAUCACAUACUCUGAUGUCUCUGUCAUUAUAGUUUUCUCAUUCACUUUCAAUUGCCUGGUUCACUUGGGAAAUACAUCCGUUUGCUUUUUUAAACCACUUCAUUCUACUUUAAUGUCUGUACGGUAAAUAUGAAGCUUGAGUCGGCAGCUCUUAGUUUAGCAUCAAUCUACCAACACCUCUAAAGCCCACUACCCUUAUUUUCACCGUACAGACACAGGUUGUACUGAAAGCGUUAAUUUGCUUUCUUGCCAAGGGUUAAGAAACUACAGAGGUUUCUUAACCUUCUCGCCACUCUGUGAGAAUCCACUUUUUUCUACUUGUAUCCAGUUAUUUCAGUUCUUACGGAGCCGAUGAGGUUCGAGGGAAACACUACAAUCUAAUACAGCCGCUGCGAUGCCCUUUAUCCUCCAACACAAGGUGAAAUAAGCUUAAUUGUCCCAGGUUUUACUAAAUAAUCAUGACUUCGUUUUUAAAAUUGCAUAUGCUGUACUUUUAUGAAUAAACAUUUCAACAUUUA